This is a messenger RNA of Ornithorhynchus anatinus (platypus), 3641 nucleotides long. It is a transcript of the gene ERN2, whose product is annotated as endoplasmic reticulum to nucleus signaling 2. Bases 1 to 3297 code for a protein of 1098 amino acids. The record is from RefSeq and is a predicted model, not a curated record. Gene Ontology annotation, biological process: IRE1-mediated unfolded protein response; mRNA processing; intrinsic apoptotic signaling pathway in response to endoplasmic reticulum stress. The transcript is spliced from 25 exons. Gene Ontology annotation, cellular component: IRE1-TRAF2-ASK1 complex. Lineage: Eukaryota; Metazoa; Chordata; Mammalia; Monotremata; Ornithorhynchidae. Gene Ontology annotation, molecular function: ATP binding; protein serine/threonine kinase activity; RNA endonuclease activity.
AUGGAGCCCUUUUCCUUGGUGCCAUCUUCAUUUGUCAGGAUCCAAGUGCUGGUUUACCAGGGUAAAAUCAAGAUCGACCUUUUCCUCUCAAUCACUCCCGUGAUCAGCUCCUGUCACGCGAAGAUGGGUCUGCCUCCCUCAAGGCUGUCCUCUCAAAACGCUAUGGGUGGGCGGGAGAAUUGUGAUUCUGGGCACCUUGGACCGGCCCUCCGGCGCCCGCCGCUCACCACCUCCCCUCCGACCCAGGGCCAGACCCCGCUGCCGUCCGGCCCCCCCAGGACCGGCUGCUGCGGCUGCCGCCCCCCACCCCCGGGGCAGGACCCCCGGGACCGACCCCCGGGGCCGCCUCCCUCAGCGCUGGGGCCGCAGCGGGGCCCGGACCCGGGGGUCAGAGAUGCCGGACCCCCCGGACCUCCAGCCCGCCGGGCCCCGCGCCCUCUCCUCCUCCUCCUCCUCCUUCUCCUCCUCGGCCCAGACCCACACCCCGGACCCAACACCCCGGGCCACGUGGGGAACGCGGUGACCGUUCCAGAGACCCUGCUCUUUGUGUCCACCCUGGACGGGAGCCUGCAUGCGGUCAGCAAGAGGACCGGCGGCAUCAAAUGGACCCUGAAAGAUGAUCCUAUCAUCCAGGGGCCACUGUACGUCUCAGAACCGGCCUUUCUCCCGGAUCCCAAUGAUGGCAGCCUCUACAUAAUGGGGGGCAAGAACAAGGAAGGCCUGAUGAAACUCCCUUUCACCAUCCCGGAGCUGGUCCAGUCAUCCCCGUGCCGCAGCUCAGAUGGUAUUCUCUACACAGGGAAGAAGCAGGACACUUGGUUCCUGGUGGACCCCAAGUCAGGAGAGAAGCAGACGACUCUGUCGACGGAGGCAUGGGAUGGGCUGUGCCCCUCGGCCCCCCUCUAUAUCGGCCGAACACAAUACACGGUCACCAUGUAUGACACCAAGUCGCGUGAGCUGCGCUGGAACGUCACCUACCACGAUUACUCUGCGCCGCUCAUGGAUGAUUCCUACGGCUACGAGAUGGCUCACUUGGCCUCGAGCGGGGACGGGCUGGUGGUGACGGUGGACAAAGGGAGCGGGGCGGUACUCUGGAUGCACAACUACGGCUCCCCGGUGGCGGGCAUCUACGUCUGGCACCGGGACAGCCUGCGCCGGCUGCCCCAUCUGAACGUGGCCAUGGAGACCCUGCGCUACCUCACGUUCUACUCCCGCCACAUCCGCCUCGCCCACUGGAGAAGCCCACCUGACCCUGCCAACGGGGACUUCUCCGCCACCAAGACCCAGCUCCAGUCGACCCUCUACGUGGGGAAGCACUCAGCCAGUUUCUAUGCCUCCACUGCCCUGGUCCAUGCCGGCGUGGCCCUGGUGCCGCGGGGGGUGACCCUGGCCCGGAUCGAGGGGCCCACCACGGAGGAGGUGACCCUGCGGGAAUCGGGGGAGUGUGAGAUCACCCCCAGCACGGAUGUCAAAUACCCCCAUGGCAGCAUCACCUUCCUCAGCAACCAGUGGCUGCUCAUCGGCCACCAUGAGCUGCCCCCGGUGGUUCACACCACCAUGCUGAGAGCCUUCCCGACGGCGGGCAGGACGACGACGGCGGGGACGGAGGCAGAGCACUUACCUCCCAGGACCUCCCCAGUCCCCACGCUCUUUGGCGAGUUCUUGAGGCCGAGUCCAGAGGAAGAGGCCUGGGGCCCCGAGCGGCUGCCGGACGUGGACAGCGGCCCUGCUGCAGGACGCACGGAGCUCUCUCCCCAGCCUGGGCCCGGAGGCCUGCUGAUGGCUGGCGUCACUGCCCUGCUGCUGGGUGGCUGGCUCCUCUGCCUGCUGCUCCAGCACCUGCAGGAACAGCAGCGAGUGCAGCAACAGAGGCUGGAGCAGCAGCUGGACGAAAAGCUGAAGCAACUUCAACAGCACAGCACAGCUGGCCCCGAUGGCCCGCCCCUUCCCCGGGGGGCCGCCCUGGGGGGCCCGGGGGAUGUGGGGACCCUCUCCCCAACCCCCUCCACCAGUUCCCUGCAGAGUUCCCGGGCACCCGGAGACCCCGAAGCUGAGGACCUGACAGUGGUCGGGAAAAUCUCCUUCAACCCCCGGGACGUUCUGGGUCACGGAGCCGGAGGGACUUUCGUGUUCAGGGGCCAGUUCGAGGAUCGGGCAGUGGCGGUGAAGCGGUUGCUGCGUGAGUGCUUUGGGCUGGUGGAGCGGGAGGUGCAGCUGCUGCGGGAGUCGGAUGCACACCCCAACGUAGUGCGCUACUUCUGCACCGAGCGGGGGCCCCAGUUCCAUUACAUCGCACUGGAGCUCUGCCUGGCCUCUCUGCAGGAGUAUGUGGAAAAUGGUGGCGUGCCCGGCCUGAGCUUGGAGCCCGUGGCCCUGCUGCAGCAGACUGCAUCUGGACUCGCUCACCUGCACUCUCUCAAUAUCGUUCACCGAGACCUGAAGCCUUGCAACAUCCUCAUCUCGGGGCCCGACAGCCGCGGGUGCAGCCGGGCCGUCCUCUCCGACUUCGGCCUCUGCAAGAAGCUGCCCCGGGGACGUCGCAGCUUCAGCCUGCGCUCGGGCAUCCCCGGCACCGAGGGCUGGAUGGCCCCCGAGCUCCUGCGCCCCCAGCCCCGGGACAACCCCACCUGCGCCGUGGACAUCUUCUCCGCAGGCUGCGUGUUCUACUACGUGCUGUCUGGUGGAGAGCAUCCAUUUGGGGACAGCCUGCACCGCCAGGCCAACAUCCUGGCCGCGGCCCACCAACUCACCUACCUGGAGAGCCAGACCCAUGACAAGAUGGUUGCCCGAGAGCUGGUGGGAGCCAUGCUGAGCGCCAGGCCCCCGCUGCGCCCCUCGGCCCACCGCGUGCUGGCCCAUCCCUUCUUCUGGAGCCCGGCCAAGCAGCUGCAGUUCUUCCAGGACGUGAGCGACCGGCUGGAGAAGGAGGCGGCGGAGGGGCCCGUGCUGUCGGAGCUGGAGGCCGGGGGCCGCGCCGUCGUCCGGGGCGACUGGCACGUGCACAUCUCCGCCCCGCUGCAGAUGGACUUGCGAAAGUUCCGGUCUUACAAAGGGACGUCGGUGCGGGACCUUCUCCGAGCUAUGAGGAACAAGAAACACCACUACCACGAGCUGCCCGGCGAGGCGCAGCGGGCCCUGGGGGCUGUUCCCGAGGAGUUCGUGCAGUACUUCACGGCCCGCUUCCCGCUGCUGCUCCUGCACACGCACCGGGCCAUGCGGGGCUGUGCCUCCGAGCGCUUCUUUCGGCCCUACUACGGGGAGGAGCAGGAGGAGCCGGAGCAGCUCGGCGGGAGGUAGCCGGCGGGGGGAGGACCGACCGGCAACCGUGACCCGCCGAAAGGCUUUCUCCGUCUGCCUCACUCUGGCUUCAGCCCCUUGUCCCUGUUCGGGCUCUUAGGGAAGCAGGAAGGGCCGAGAGUGAGAGACGCGGAGGAAGCAGGUGGACCCUACCCGCCCUGUCCCCGGCUUCCCCUCGGCCUCGCGGCCGCCCUGCUCGGACGGAGCCGGAGAAACUCUCCCUUGUGCCCUCUUUUGUCUGGGCCGGUCCGGCUCCCCGGUCUCACCGCCGAGGCCGGGCCUCCGGACACGGGGCUGCCCGUCUGUUUUAAAUUAAAAUGACGGCGGCCGCUGCCUUCGCAGUA